UAUGUAGUGACAGCGAGGUUCACGGGUUACUUGCUGAGUUUUCUCACAUGUGAAACGUGAACAUUCCAAGUUAUGCGCUAUUUAUGUGACGAACUUCAUAUUUAUUGUUACAUAUCGUAUCACUGUUUGUCACAAUGCAAAGAUUCGUUCAAGUUACUUUGAAACGAUUUUUAAAUUGCAAAUGCUCACGACACCUAUCCAUGUCGUGUCUCCGACUACCUAACGGAAUCAAGUCGAAUAAGUUACAGGGCGAGUGCAGCAUUUCGUUAACAUAUAAAAUAAAUCCAAUCCACCUGACGAUAUCUAAUUCUCCAUGGACAAUAAGACACAGAUUCUACUAUGCUGACCCAGGAGUACGUGGUGCACCUCAAAGAGGUACGAAGAAUAACCGAAAGUCAAAGAAAUACACCUCCGUAGAACCAGAGACUGAGGAAGAAUUCGUUUUUCUGGACUACUCGGAACCAGAAGAACCCAGAGAACUUGAGCUUCCUUUGGAGAUAUCUGCGCAAGUGGAUACUGCAAUGGCCAUUGAUAAAAAGGUGCGAAAGAUAAGCAGUACCGAGGUGAGUCAUAGGGCACUGGAAGUACAGUUGCAGUCAAUUAAGGACGUAAUUAGAGAAGAUCCAGACAUUGAGUUUCAUGAUGCUGGUUACUCUCAUGUAAAGUCAACAAGGACCAACCCUAGCAAGCACCGAGUGUACGGCACACCAGAUCCAGAGGUACCCGUAAGUAGUACAUGCUGCUCUGGGUGCGGUGCUGUGAUGCACUGCACGGUCCCAGAUUUACCUGGUUAUCUGCCCAGCGAAAAAUACAAACGUUUAUCCGAGGAAAAUACACUGGACAAAGCGAUUUGUCAGCGCUGUUUCUUACUGGUGCACCACCAAAAGGCGUUAAGUGUGCAAAUGAAAAAGGAGGAGUAUCGCAGUAUUGUUAGCCGUAUACGGAAUGAGAAGGCUUUAGUAUUGUUGAUUGUGGAUCUCAUGGAUGUCCCGGAUUCUAUUAUACCGGAUCUGAUUGAUUUGGUAGGGGAAAGAAAACAUAUUGUGGUGCUAGGAAAUAAAAUUGACUUGCUGCCGGGGGACUCUGAUAACUACUUAAAACGAAUCAAGGCUCAGCUUUUGCAGUACUGCACAGACUUCGGCAUUUCCCCCGGCAACAGCAUAAAAGAUGUCCAUCUCAUAAGUGCCAAAACAGGCUAUGGCGUUGAGAAUCUCAUAUCAAGCCUUCAGUCGUCUUGGAAGUAUAAAGGAGAUGUUUAUUUGGUGGGGACCGCCAACGCUGGGAAGUCUACGCUGUUCAACACGUUGCUGGAAUCUGACUAUUGCAAAUCUAAGGGGUCGGAUGUGAUUCACAAAGCCACGAUAUCUCCUUGGCCAGGAACAACAUUGAACCUGUUGAAGUUUCCCAUCAUAAAUCCCACUCCGUACCGCAUGUUCAGACGGCAUGAGAGGCUGAGGAGCAGCGCGACUGCAGGGGAGGUGGUGAUGAAUCCGCAGGAGAUGCAGAAACUGCAGCAGCUCAGCAAGCAAGGGUACUUAGUAGGCCAUGUGGGCAGAACCUUCCGGCAAGACGCGCAGAAACGGCUACAUGCCGGCAUCGUGGAAUUUGAUCCCGAGGAACUCAGCUAUGGAGGAGCCGAAGGGGACUUUGAGGGGAAGGUGAUCAGACCACAAUCCUGUGACCCAGUGGAGUUCACCCACAACGAGCUCAAAGAUGCCCAUUGGCUGUAUGACACACCAGGCAUCAUGAAAGAGUGUGAUAUUCUCAGCCUGCUAAAUGAAUAUGAGCUGAAGAUGGUAGUGCCCACUCAUGCCAUUGUGCCAAGGACCUUUGUCUUGAAGCCUGGCACGGUGCUGUUUCUGGGAGCACUGGCACGGAUCGAUUAUCUAGAGGGUGAAACAUCCUGUUGGUUCUCUGUCAUUGUUUCCAAUCUGAUCCCAGUUCACAUCACUAGUCUGGAGAAAGCAGACGACAUCUACCACAAGCAUGCUGGGAAAACACUACUCAGGGUACCAACUGGAGGAGAGGAACGGAUGAAGGGGUUUCCACCACUCAUUCCACAUGACUUUGAGAUGAGGGGGCGGGGCAAUCAGGAGGCCACAGCUGACAUCAAGGUCUCCUCUGCAGGUUGGGUGGCUGUGACAGGCCAAGAUGGUGACCAGCUCCACAUCCGGGUUCAUGCACCGGAGGGGGUUGGACUGUCUCUGAGGGCACCCCCAUUACUCCCCCACAUUGUCAACAUUAAGGGGGAGCGCAUCCGCAAGACCCCUGCCUACAAACCCAAGAAGCCCCGACCCCUGGUGGACAAGAGCCUAUCAGCAGAAGGGGCAGAACGUUUGAAGUUUAGAAAGAAGUAGGGGACAUGUUACAUGAACGCGCAAGAAAUCAUCUUGGAAUUUAACUGGGUCUUUCAAUUAUGGUGUUUUCAUCCAUCCAUAUUCUAUGUCCGCCUCUGUAGUAUAAGGUCAUGGGAAGUCUAUAGGUUAUCCCAGGAGGCACUGGGAUAUCAUGGAUGGGACACUAGUGCAUCACUUGGUAAUAUGAAUGUGGAACAUCUGAGAGGCUUAUUUCUCCACGCAUUGAAGUUCAUGUACCAGAAAUGACAGGUAAUACAUAUGGCUGUUACUCUAAAUGGGGGGGAGGUUAAUAUUACUACUCCUACUGUUGUUCACUGUUUAAUUGUAUAUGGCCAUACGAAUGGACAUUGCAUAUGGAAUGUAUACCUGGAGGAAGGAAUCUUUGUACUGAUACCAAAAUUAAUGCUCAGUUCAUUUUUCCAAAUGGUCAAGAAUGUAACAAGAUUUUUUUUAAGCCAAAACAUUUUAUUUUUUUGAGACUGCAUUUUAUAGUAAGAAUAUCUGUUUUCUUUGUCAAUUACAAUUUUGGCUUGAGAAAAAAAAAGAUAAACCUAA
This is a messenger RNA of Paramormyrops kingsleyae, 2912 nucleotides long. It is a transcript of the gene noa1, whose product is annotated as nitric oxide associated 1. The record is from RefSeq and is a predicted model, not a curated record. Gene Ontology annotation, molecular function: GTP binding. Lineage: Eukaryota; Metazoa; Chordata; Actinopteri; Osteoglossiformes; Mormyridae.